AUGUCACCACCUGGUCAAAAAAACUUUCAUACAGCAAAGCCCGAGGAAUCGACAGCGAUUGAUCGGUCGAUACCUGAAUUUGCCGCAGCACAAAUAUCCGAUGAGGAUGACUAUUUCGCAAGUCAUAAACCACCAUCAUAUUUACCUGAAAUUGAGCAAGAAUUGUCUCAAUUUAUCAAAUACCACCAACAACAAUCGCAAAAGAAGAUUGCGUUGGUCACUUCAGGAGGAACCACUGUUCCGUUGGAGAAUAAUACUGUUCGAUUUAUUGAUAAUUUCAGUGCUGGUACUAGAGGUGCUACAUCUGCCGAGUACUUCUUGGAGAAUGGGUAUGCGGUGAUUUUCUUGCACCGUGAAUUUUCGUUAUUGCCAUACUCGAGACAUUUCAGCCAUUCCACCAACUGCUUUCUCGAUUUUAUGAUUGAGCAUGAAGGCAGGAUUGAAAUCAAUCCCAAAUUCAGUGAUGAGAUGUUGCAGGUGUAUCGUAAAUACCAUCAAGCACAAUCGUCAAACUCAUUGUUAUUGAUCCCCUUCACCACUGUCAAUCAAUAUCUAUACACCUUAAAAACGAUAUCAGAAUCAUUAAAAGUUUAUUCAAGUAGGGCACUUUUUUAUCUAGCUGCUGCCGUUUCAGAUUUCUUUAUUCCUCAAUCAAGAAUGCCCCAGCACAAGAUUCAAAGUUCAGCCACCCAAGAUGGAGAAUUGGUGAUUCGGUUGGCUCAAGUGCCAAAGUUUUUGAGUCGAUUGGUUGAAAACUGGACUUCUGGAGCAAUGAUUAUAAGUUUCAAGUUGGAGACGGACAAUAACAUAUUGUUGAAGAAGGCGCGAAGUGCAUUGGAGAGAUAUCAUCAUCAGUUGGUUAUUGGAAACUUGUUACAGACUAGGAAAAAAGAGGUUGUGUUUGUUAGUCCCGAUGGGGGUGAGCAAUGGGUCCGUUUAACUGAUGACGAAGUGAGACAAGGGGUUGAAAUUGAAAGCAAAAUGAUACCAGCCGUUGUAAAGAUUCACGAUGAGUGGAUCCAAAAAGGCUCAAGAGUGAGCGAGUAA
Messenger RNA from Lodderomyces theae, 1047 nucleotides. RefSeq names its product phosphopantothenate--cysteine ligase. The transcript has a single exon. Gene Ontology annotation, cellular component: nucleus; cytoplasm. The record is from RefSeq and is a predicted model, not a curated record. Lineage: Eukaryota; Fungi; Ascomycota; Pichiomycetes; Serinales; Debaryomycetaceae. The coding region runs from base 1 to 1047 and encodes 348 amino acids. Gene Ontology annotation, biological process: coenzyme A biosynthetic process. Gene Ontology annotation, molecular function: phosphopantothenate--cysteine ligase activity.